Messenger RNA from Pelodiscus sinensis (Chinese soft-shelled turtle), 5915 nucleotides. It is a transcript of the gene RTEL1, whose product is annotated as regulator of telomere elongation helicase 1. Gene Ontology annotation, biological process: regulation of double-strand break repair via homologous recombination; DNA repair; negative regulation of t-circle formation. NCBI's taxonomy places the organism in Eukaryota, Metazoa, Chordata, Testudines, Trionychidae. Gene Ontology annotation, cellular component: nucleus. The record is from RefSeq and is a predicted model, not a curated record. Gene Ontology annotation, molecular function: hydrolase activity, acting on acid anhydrides, in phosphorus-containing anhydrides; DNA polymerase binding; DNA binding.
CAAAAGCAGCUGCUUUUGUGGAAGAACUUGCCAGUCUAGACGCAGCUGUUAAGUGUAGUUAAUCCACCUCUCUCAGAGGCACUAGGACCUGCGGAAGAAUUUUUUUCUCAGUCUUGCUGUGUCUGUGUUGGGACCUAGGUCAACCUAAUUAUUCUGCACAGAAUGUGAAACUUUAUACCACCUUGAGCGAAGAAGCCAGACCUAAUGAGGGUACCCUUAAAAUGACAUAAGAGCCUCUGUGCAGAUUUUUGCACCCAUUUAAAUUUAAACCAAUAGCUUUAGUCAAUGCAAUGCAACUUUUUCAUGCUGGUAGGGGCCUUGUGCAAAGUACUUUUGAUACAUGUGCACACAGGAGAUUAAAUAAAAAUAUGUGAAAUUUGGAACAAAAGAGACAAGAUUCCAGGACUUCUGUGAGUAAGGCUGCAUGAAGACUACAAUUUGAAUGAGGGAUGCUUUUAAAAAGUGAGAUGUAAAUAAUAGUUUUCUAGAAACAGAUCCUCAAUGCAAAUAGGAGGGAAUAUCCCAAAGCAGAGAGACUUGGCAGAACUGAAAGUAUUUGGUCUGACCAAGUCAUUUAUGCCUUCUGUGUUUUAACAUUAAAUUACAUGCAUCUCUUUCAUGCUCUGGAUAUGCAUAACUUUAACAAUAUCAGUUUAUUUACAGUGUCCAGUGUUAGACUGCUCAUUCUGUUCCACUAAAUGUCCCCAGCAAACAAAAAUAAAAUAAUUGUGGUGUAUUCCAUGGCCCACAAGAAAGAUUCAAGCUUGUGAAUAACUUUACUCCUGUGAGUAACUGUAUUGCACUCAGACUACUUACAAGAGUGUGCUUUGCAGAACUGGGUCCUAAAUCCCUUUUAGCUUUGUACCUGUUGUAAGUAGUGAUUUGUUGGUAAUGUUGCCAAAAAAGAAAUGACAAUAUUAUCUUUUACCAUAUGAGAAUAAUUUCCAUUUAUUUUAAUGAGAAGUUGCAGUAUAUACAUAUUUAGCAUAUAUAUAUGCUCCAUGUGUGCUCUAAAUUAUACAUGAUAAAGUAUGCUCUUGUUUUCUGUGAUUUCAGUGUAUAAAAUAAAGUAUGCCCAAGGUAACAUUAAAUGGCAUCACAGUGGACUUUCCUUUUCAACCAUACAAAUGUCAGGAGGAAUACAUGACUAAAGUGCUCGAGUGCCUCCAGAAGAAGGUGAAUGGCAUUUUGGAGAGUCCCACAGGUACAGGGAAGACAUUGUGCCUCCUGUGUGCCACUUUGGCUUGGCGGCAGCAUUUUAAAGAUGCCAUCUCAGCACGGAAAAUUACACAGCAAAUGAAUGGAGUGGAACUCUUUCCUGACAGACCCAUAUCAUCCUGGGGUGAUUCGGUGAAAGAUGCUGAAAUCCCAGCUUAUUACACUGAUAUUCCUAAAAUAAUUUAUGCCUCCAGAACACAUUCUCAACUUACACAGGUCAUCAGUGAGUUAAAGAGCACAGUCUACAGGCCAAAAGUGUGUGUGUUGGGUUCCAGAGAGCAGCUUUGUAUUAACCCAGAAGUUAAGAGACAGGAGAGUAACCAUAUGCAGAUUCACAUGUGCCGAAUGAAAGUGAUGGCUCAUACUUGCCAUUUCUAUAACAAUGUGGAGGAAAAGAGUACAGAGAAGGAACUGACUAACUCCAUCUUAGAUAUUGAGGACUUGGUUAAAAACGGAAACAAGCACAGAGUUUGUCCUUAUUACUUAUCUCGGAACCUGAAGCAGCAAGCAGAUAUUAUUUUUAUGCCUUACAACUAUUUACUAGACUCAAAGAGUCGGAGAGCACACAACUUAGAUCUGAAAGGAACUGUGGUCAUACUUGAUGAAGCUCACAAUGUGGAGAAAUUGUGUGAAGAGUCAUCUUCUUUUGACUUGACCCCAUACGACUUGGCUUCAGCUUUGGAUGCUAUAAAUGUGGUACUGGAAGAACAAGCCAAAGUAGUUCAACAAAAUGAAAUCCAUGCUGAAUUCAAUAUGGAAUUUGCCAACUCAGGACUCAGCAUGGAGCUUGAAGAUAUAGCAAAGAUAAAGAGGAUUCUUCUUCAACUGGAAAAUGCUAUUGAUGCUGUGCAGCUGCCCGCUAAUGGGAAUGGAGUCACUAAAGAAGGGAGCUACAUCUUUGAUCUGUUUGCAGAGGCCCAGAUCACAUUCCAAACCAAAACCUCCCUCCUGGAGUCGCUGGAACAGAUUGAACAAUUUCUGUCAGGCCGUACUGGGAUCUUUACCAACACAGCUGGAUUACAUAAACUUUCAGACAUUAUUCAGAUUGUCUUUAGCAUUGAUCCACCAGAAGGCACGUCCAGUUCCAUGCCAAUUCAGUCAGUAUCCAAGUAUUAUAAGGUGCACAUUCAUAUGGAUGCCAGUAAUCAGAAAAAAAAGCAAAGGACAGACCUAUGGAGUUCAUCAGUAACAAAACAAGAAGGAAAGAUCUUGAGCUACUGGUGUUUCAGCCCUGGGUACAGCAUGCACGAACUCGUCCGUCAGGGAGUCCGGACAAUCAUUCUCACAAGUGGAACCCUCUCCCCACUCUCCUCCUUCACUAUGGAAAUGCAAAUUCCUUUUCCUGUUUGCUUGGAGAAUCCACAUGUUAUUGAUAAACACCAGAUCUGGGUGGGGAUAAUUCCCAAAGGACCAGACGGAGGUUUGCUCAGCUCUACCUAUGAAAAAAGGUUUUCUGUGGAAUGUCUGUCGUCUCUGGGGAAAACAAUAGGUAAUCUUGUGCGAAUUGUACCACACGGGCUGCUGGUGUUCUUCCCUUCAUAUCCAGUCAUGGAUAAAAGCCUGGAGUAUUGGAGAGAGCAUGACUUUGCCAAAAGAAUAGAAGAGGUGAAGCCAAUGUUUGUGGAACCAAGGAAUAAAGGGACUUUCACAGAGGUCAUGGAUGCAUAUUAUGAUAAGAUCGUCUGUUCCAAGUCUAGUGGAGCUACUUUCUUGGCAGUAUGUCGGGGGAAGGCCAGCGAAGGCUUGGACUUUGCAGACACGAACGGCCGAGGUGUUGUUAUCACUGGGCUUCCAUUUCCCCCUCGCAUGGAGCCAAGAGUCGUUUUAAAGAUGCAAUUCCUGGAUGAAAUGAAAAGACUAGGCUCAGGGGCAAAGUAUUUAUCCGGGCGUGAGUGGUACCGGCAGCAGGCUUCUCGGGCUGUGAACCAGGCCAUAGGCAGGGUUAUCAGACAUCGCCUGGACUAUGGUGCCAUUUUCCUUUGUGACCACAGGUUUGUGAGCAAUGAUGUAAGAUCCCAGCUACCCUCUUGGGUCCGUCCUUAUGUCAAGGUGUACGACAAUUUUGGGCAUGCAGUGAGAGAAGUCUCCCAGUUCUUCCGUGUUGCUCAAAAAAUCAUGCCCCCACCCCCAAUACGGGGCUCCUCCUGCCCUAGCACCACAUGUGAAGGGGACCCGACAUCAUCCACAUCAUUUGAGCAACUCCUCUCCCUGACAAAAGCCAAGAAUUUAGAUGACCAUGUUCCUAGUUUGAAGAGGAAGCGGGCGGGGCUGCUGGCAAACAGGGAUGGAGCAACCAGCCUGUGUGUGGAGUAUGAUCAACAGCUUAUCCCAUCCAGGAGGCAGCCCAUUGGACUCCUGGAUGCACUGGAGCAUAAUGAGAAGAGCAGUGGAGGGGUAGAAGACGACCACUUGCCAGGAGAGGAAAAGGCCAAACGUUUAUCAACACUCUCCCUUCAGUAUGAGAAGCGAUUAACAGAUGAGCAGAAAGGAGGAAGAAAGAAAAUAAAAAUAGUCAACAAUCUGCAAGCUGACAAAGUAGCAGACCCUGCUGAGCCAAAGACGACCAGGGCCACAGUGUUUAUUGCAACAGUGAAGCAAGCCCUGAGCCAGCUACACUACGACCUCUUCUCAAAGGCUCUGCAGCAAUACAAGAGGACAGAUGACUUCCAAGCCAUGUUAUCCCAAAUGAGCUCUCUUUUCUUGGAGGACCAGAAAAAGCACAUCCUGCUGCGAGAAUUUUACCAGUUUGUGCGACCUCAGCAUAAAAAGCAGUUUGACGAAGCGUGCUGUAGCCUGACUGGACUGGGCUGUGGCUACAAACCUGAGCACAGCCUCCUGCGAGAGGAGAGAGAAGUGUUGGCCCAGAAGGCAGGGGAAAAGCAGUGCCUGCAGAAAACGACGUUCUCAGAGGGUUCGUCUAGCCAGCUGAACUCCCAGCUACACCUGAACAAGGGAGGUGCCCACCUAACCUCUGGACUGAAUAGAGCAGGAGAAGAUCCCACCCCUAUCCCUAAGGAGGGCCCUGAAGCGACAUCAAGCUCUCUCAGGGAGGACCCCCAUGAGCUGGUCAGGGUUACAUACCUCAAUGAUCUGAGAAAAGCUUUCGACAAAACCAGCUACAGCCACUUCUGUGCAGCACUGUCGGCGUAUAAGAAGACAGAUGACUAUGAUGCCAUGGUGUCGGUGGUAGCUGCCCUCACCACCGAGAAUCCAGAGCACUUCCACCUCCUGCAACGGCUCUGCAUGUUUGUGCGUCCUCAUCACAAAGAGCAGUUCAGGCGAAUGUGUAAAGAACUGACUGGAAUGAGCUGCAGUGUGGAGAAGAAAUUGCAAGAGGAAGUGCAGGAAGCCACGAGCUCUCUGAAUUUGGAAAAUUCAUGUUCCAAAGAAGAAGAGAGUGAAACUCAGGACAAAACUGUCAGCCACGCACCAGCCACAUUCAAGAGUGCUAUGCGAAGAAAAACCCAGAGCAAGAUUUUCUCCUUCUGUAGUAAUCAGAACAGCAAACCUGGCUUGCAAAAGACAUUGACAGGAUCCAGGAGCAUAAGAGCACCUACCAACCCACAGAGUUCACCUGUCUUGCCUCUCAAUAUGGAGCCAGAUUGUGGAAGAUUCCAGUGCUCUAAAUGCAAAUCUGAGGAUGCUGUGCCUUUUAAAUGCCAGUUAUGUGACUUCACUUGCUGCAAAACAUGCUGGGAACAGUUCUUAAAGAUUGCUAAAAAGUGCCCAGAAUGCCAAUCUGAUACCAAGAGGAAGCAUUUAGCCCAAGUUUUUUUCCUGCCAUAACCUCCCUGACAAAGGGCAAGUACGUCACGUCAGCAGUGGUUAAAGAGCCAGCAGAAAAGGAGAGUGGAAAAAGAAGCAAGGUGCACGUUCAUUUACAGACCCAUCAUCGCAUCAUUCCACUCCUUGGAAAAACUCAUCACUCCCAAAAGACCUCUUCUCGUUUCUCUUUCUGCAAAAGAGGAAAGACGUAAUGUCCUGAGAAUUAUAAUGAAAUGGUCUUCAUUUCUUAUCUGUUUGAAUCAGCAGAUUCUUCUGCACUUUGGUCCUUUUAGGUUGAACUUUGAUAGCCUGGAGGCGUGUUUCAGUAAUUGCCUCCUCUCAAAUAUUUACUCAAUCCUGGAAAAUUCCCAGCAGCGGUCUUGCUGUUGCAAUGCACGUGCUGAAUAAGUGUGUCAGGCCAUGUGUCCAUUUUGAAUCACCUUUUAUAGGAAUACCACUGACCAGAGCUGUUACUGCCAGGGAUUUGAGAAGUGUCAAGUGGGGAAAGCCUUUUUUAAAUUCCAAUAGUUUUAUGGCACUUCACUGAUAAUACAGACUAAAUGCAUCUUGUGCAUGCAUCCAUUCACGCAUGCCUUCACCGGCUCUCCUCAGUGGCCUGUUUCCUUUAUUGCUCUAAAUACUGAAUGAUGCUCUGAACGGUCUUCCAAAGAGGAUUUGGCUUCUUCUGAGGCCUUUGCACAUCCGUUGUGUUUCAUGUUUAUGUUUUCAGAAGUGUAGUGGGGAGAGUGAAAGGAUCAUUCCUGGUCUUCCAAAGUGAGCAUACAAACUGAUUUUAAAUUCUAUCAAGUUGGAAAAGGAAACACUUCGACAUUUUUCCUCUCUGAGGGUAUUAUUGUUUUGUUCAUUUAAGGAAUUGUAUCAAUUUUAAAACAGCAGUGGAGAUUCUAAAAUAAACUGUAAAUAAAAAUGAA